Messenger RNA from Fonsecaea multimorphosa CBS 102226, 549 nucleotides. RefSeq lists its product as uncharacterized. Bases 1 to 549 code for a protein of 182 amino acids. The record is from RefSeq and is a predicted model, not a curated record. NCBI's taxonomy places the organism in Eukaryota, Fungi, Ascomycota, Eurotiomycetes, Chaetothyriales, Herpotrichiellaceae. The transcript has 2 exons.
AUGCACGGUCAAGACGAUGGUUACGGACACGGUGGGGAUGAAGGGCAGGACUACGACGACUACCAAGACCAGCAGGGUGAUGAGGACGGUCAGGGCAUGGGCGGGCAUAUGGGCCAAGGAGGAGAAGACGGCGACAUCGCAUCAUUGACUGGGCUGAUCGUCAAACUGCUCAUGGAUCCGCAGCCGGGCCCGUCGCACGUCCCCAAGCCGCAGCAUGCACACUCGAGAUUUGCCCAAGAUCCCCAUCAUGCCGAAUCAAUGCAGCUUCUCGACAAGAUUGCUUCGGAACCUAUCCAUGAAGCCCACUUGGAAAGCAUGGUCCAUGUUGGGCUUUUGUUGCUCGCUCGCAUGGCCAAGAAAGUCGGUAUGACAGCGGGCCAUGAGGCACCAAGCCAGGGCAUGGGCCAGGACGGGGGUCACGAUCAAGGCCAAGGUCUCGGCGGGCACCAGGGCCACGACGAGGACCAAGGCGACGAGGAAGACGAAGGCCAUGACGAAGACCAGGGCCACGGCGGUGACGAAGACGAGGACGAACAUGGAGGUUGCUAA